UGUUGUCAUCAGGUGUCAUUUUUUCUUUGGAUAGACCCAAUAAGCCAAGUCCUAUUUGGAUUAGUUUCACUCCAUCGCUCUGUCUCGCCACAUCUAUUUCCCUCCCCGCAGUGCGAAAAUGGCGGUGUUAUGCAAUGCCAUCCCUGCGUGUCCUGUUACGCAUACUCUGAGAGUAACAUCAUCUAAAGUUGCAGUGUGUUCGAGCUCUCGAGUCUCAGUUCCUCAGCUUCAUCUUUCCGAUUCUCCCUUUGUCCCUGAGGUUAACAAGGCAGUUGAUUCUUUGUCGAAAGAGUUCAGAGAAGUUGACAAUUUAGUGGCUCGCAAUACUGCCCGAGUUUUGAGAGCUUUCCAAAGGGUCAGGGUUGGGUCUCAUCACUUUGGUGGUAGCACGGGCUAUGGUCAUGAAGAAGCUGGUGGACGUGAAGCCUUGGACGAUGCUUUUGCAGAAAUUUUUGGUGCUGAGUCUGCAAUCGUUCGAGCACAGUUCUUCUCAGGUACUCAUGCUAUCACUUGUGCGUUAUUCGCUUUCUUAAGACCAGGGGAUGAGCUGUUGGCGGUGGCUGGUGCACCUUAUGAUACUCUGGAGGAAGUUAUUGGAAAAAGGGAUUCUGGUGGAUUGGGUUCCUUAAAAGACUUUGGAGUAGAAUACCGGGAAGUCCCCCUUGCAGAGGAUGGCGGGCUUGACUGGGAUGCACUUAAAACAUCUUUAAGACCUCAUACGAAGUGUGCACUCAUACAGAGAUCAUGUGGUUAUUCCUGGCGUCGCAGUUUGAGUGUAACUGAGAUAGGUCAGGCCAUCAAUAUAAUCAAGAUGCAGAACCCAAGCUGCCUGGUCAUGGUAGAUAACUGCUAUGGUGAAUUUGUUGACGACAUCGAACCUCCUAUGGUGGGUGCUGACCUAAUUGCGGGCAGUUUAAUAAAAAAUCCUGGUGGGACAAUUGCACCAUGCGGUGGAUAUGUUGCAGGAAGAAAAAGAUGGGUGGAAGCAGCAGCUGCCCGUCUCUCGGCUCCAGGACUUGGAGUUGAUUGUGGCUCGAUCCCUGGUGAUAUAAUGAGAACUUUCUUUCAGGGUUUAUACCUCUCACCUCAAAUGGUUGGUGAAGCAAUAAAGGGAAGCUUUCUGAUAGCUGAAGUCAUGGCAGCUAGGGGAUAUAAAGUGCAGCCACUUUGUCGGGUCAAGCGUCAUGACACUGUGCAGGCAGUACAACUUGGAAGCCGUGAGCAUCUACUUUCCUUUUGCGAGGCUGUUCAGAGAAGUUCUCCUGUCAGUUCUUUUAUCAGGCCUGUUGCAGGUGCGACUGCUGGCUAUGCAUCUGAGGUAAUUUUUGCUGAUGGAACCUUCAUCGAUGGAAGUACUAGCGAGCUCUCAUGUGAUGGGCCGCUAAGAGAGCCUUUCUCUGUUUUUUGUCAGGGUGGCACUCAUUGGACGCAGUGGGGACUAGUUUUGGGGGAGGUUUUGAAAUCUCUAUGAAACUUGGAAAGAUUGUGCAUUGGUGAAAUACCCUUGGCAAAACUUCUUUGUUUUCACCAAGUUCCUCAAAGUCUUACCGACAUGAUGAAUUGUGGCCUAAAGAGAAUACAUCAAUUUUCUCUCAUUUAGAGAUUAUGGACACUCAUCCCAUCAAGCCAGAGAAUGAUAACAUGUGGUCCACAUUGUCUUAUCGUAUGCAAGACGCAAAGGAGGUGAAGUCUGUUGCUCCGCCAUGGAAAUUAGAACAAAUCUGGCGUAAGCACUUGUUGGGCUUGUAGCAUGAAGCAAAGCAAAUGGACUAUGGAAAUGGAGCCGUGGUCAAGUUUUGCCCAGAACAUCAUAACAUCCACUUAAUCACACAUUGAUGGUCUGUUUUGGUUGGUGGUGUCCAAUUUAAUUCACUCUCCAAGAAUCCCAACUAGUUCUUCAUUGCAUUUGACGCCCACAAACUCGGU
Messenger RNA from Nicotiana tabacum (common tobacco), 1926 nucleotides. RefSeq lists its product as uncharacterized. The record is from RefSeq and is a predicted model, not a curated record. Lineage: Eukaryota; Viridiplantae; Streptophyta; Magnoliopsida; Solanales; Solanaceae.